Cervus elaphus (red deer) is the source of this 944-nucleotide messenger RNA. Its product is annotated as C-C motif chemokine 3-like. Lineage: Eukaryota; Metazoa; Chordata; Mammalia; Artiodactyla; Cervidae. Bases 56 to 532 code for a protein of 158 amino acids. Gene Ontology annotation, cellular component: extracellular region. The transcript is spliced from 5 exons. The record is from RefSeq and is a predicted model, not a curated record. Gene Ontology annotation, molecular function: CCR chemokine receptor binding; chemokine activity; peptidase inhibitor activity. Gene Ontology annotation, biological process: chemokine-mediated signaling pathway; neutrophil chemotaxis; G protein-coupled receptor signaling pathway.
CUCAGUGGCUCGGGUCUUGCUUCAUCAUCAGCACACAAAGGCCUCAACUAGCAACAUGAAGCUGGGCGGCCUCUUCCUCCUGGCCAGUCUCCUCACCCUCAACACAAGGCUCCACGCAAUUGGUGUCUGUGUGGAGCAGUGCAGAGGAGACCGGGACUGUGCGGCAGGAGAGAAGUGCGUCAGCAAGGGCUGUGGCCAUGUGUGCUCACCAGCCCCGCAAGCAAGCAUCUGUGUGAAUGAGUGCAGAGACGACAGGGACUGCGGAGUAGCAAAAGAGUGCUUCCAAGAUGGCUGCCGGCGCGUCUGCCUGCCUAUGGUCAUAGCAGUUGGUUCCAUCACCCCAACGGACUGCUGCUUCUCCUUCGUCUCCCGGCAGAUCCCGCGCAAAUUAGUGGACAGCUAUUAUGAGACCAGCAGCCAGUGCUCCCAGCCCGGCGUCAUCUUCAAGACCAAAAGAGGCCGGCAGGUCUGUGCCGACCCCAGUGAGGACUGGGUCCAGGAAUACAUUACCGACCUGGAGCUGAAUCCCUGAGUGGCCUGGGAGCUGCAGGGAAGAUGUUCCCUCUAUGGACAGUUGGGGAAGGAGGGCGAUGACCCUGGGGCUCCAAAAGGCACCUCUUCUGUGGGUCACACCCCAUCCCCAGCCACUCACUGGGGCCCUCCUUCACUUUAAUGUCUCCUAUUUAACCUUUGUCAUUUAUUUCCACCAUGGAAGUGUGUGAUGUCAUGAAUACCUGCUCUGACCCCCCCCCCCCCCCGCCCCCCGUCACCCUCUUCCCCACGCAUCCCUCGCCUUCCUCCAUAACUGUCCUUACUCUCAGUACAUGGAUCAGUCAGUGUGAUUGGUCCUCUCCUGGCAGCCAAACAACAAAUGCUGGUCGAGUGGUUUUGCCCAGGACCGUGAUUCAAAAUGUUGAAGGCUCUUCUAUAAAAGGUAAACCAGC